AUGAUUAUGAUGGAAAGCAAAACAAAUAAUUUCUGUUGUGGUUCUUUAAAUGCGGUUCUUAAUAUCAUAAACUUUUCACUUCCGUCGCACGUAAUGUUAAGGGAACUUAAAUUGAUAAGAAUUGAGCAAUGCAACGGUGUCAAUAUUCUGUCAACCAAAUGUUUGCAGCAAGACCAGGAUGUUAAGUUGACUAAGGAAAAUAUCAAAAUUAUUUUACGAUUGAGGGAUGCGAGGGAAGAAGAUAUACAGAAGAAAAUUAUGCACGUCCGACCCGCUUCGUUUCUCCAGGUCUGUAAGAUUUCAAUGUUUCUUGGGAAAGAAAUGCCGUUACCCAAAGACACAAACAUAAACGAUGUUGAAGAUUAUUUGGACCACAUCGAGAUAAAGAAAUUGAAAGAACAUAUUCCAGUCGCAGAUACUUGCUUAAUAGCAGAUUUGAAGAUUAAAGCACUCAAUCAAUUGGCAAGAGGCUGGUUAUCUUCUUCGUCCGAAACCGAGUCUGAAGUCAACCGACCAAGGACAAGGGCAUUCGUAGCGCGUGAAAGAGCAAGACGUAGAUUAAGUUAUCAGAAAUAA
Rhopalosiphum padi (bird cherry-oat aphid) is the source of this 576-nucleotide messenger RNA. RefSeq lists its product as uncharacterized. The record is from RefSeq and is a predicted model, not a curated record. Lineage: Eukaryota; Metazoa; Arthropoda; Insecta; Hemiptera; Aphididae.